Nerophis ophidion (straightnose pipefish) is the source of this 4259-nucleotide messenger RNA. RefSeq names its product neuronal membrane glycoprotein M6-b-like. Gene Ontology annotation, cellular component: myelin sheath; plasma membrane. The record is from RefSeq and is a predicted model, not a curated record. The transcript is spliced from 7 exons. Gene Ontology annotation, molecular function: structural constituent of myelin sheath. Gene Ontology annotation, biological process: axon development; central nervous system myelination. Bases 111 to 989 code for a protein of 292 amino acids. NCBI's taxonomy places the organism in Eukaryota, Metazoa, Chordata, Actinopteri, Syngnathiformes, Syngnathidae.
AGAGAGGGGGAGCGCGCACAAGCAUCAAGUCCCCACCACCAGAUCCCACCAUCGUUCUACUGGAAGCUUCCCCAGUGCCGCUGGAAAAAAGACCAUAAAGCCGCAUAAAAAUGGACGGAACAAAGCCGGCCUUGGAGUCCAACGCGGAGGAACCUCAAGAUGAAGGACAGGAGAGCAAAGGAUGCUUUGAGUGCUGCAUCAAGUGUCUGGGCGGGGUGCCCUACGCCUCCCUGGUGGCCACCAUCCUCUGCUUCUCCGGCGUGGCCCUGUUCUGUGGCUGCGGCCACGUGGCCCUGACGGGCACGCUGACCAUGCUGGAGAACCACUUCUCCAAGAUCACCACCGACCACGCCACCCUCACCAUGGUGAUUCAGAUCUUCCAGUACAUCAUCUAUGGCAUCGCCUCCUUCUUCUUUGUCUAUGCCAUCGUCCUGCUGGCCGAGGGCUUCUAUACCACCAGCGCCAUCAAGAAGGAGCUUCAGAGCGACUUCAAGACCACCGUGUGCGGACGCUGCAUCACUGCCUUCUUCAUGUUUCUGACCUACAUCCUCGCCCUGGCCUUCCUCGCCAUUUUCGGCUUCACUGCCAUCCCGGUGUUCCUUUUUUUCAACAUGUGGAACACCUGUGCUGCCAUGAGGUCCCCGGACUCCAACAUCACCUUACCCGACUCCAUCUGCGUGGAUGUCAGGCAGUAUGGUAUCAUUCCGUGGAACGCCACCCCGGGGAAAGCUUGUGGCGCCACUUUGGGUGACAUUUGCAACACGAGCGAGUUCUACCUGUCUUACCACCUCUACAUUGUGGCGUUUGCCGGUGCCGGAGCUACUGUCAUUGCACUGAUUCACUAUCUGAUGAUCCUGUCGGCCAACUGGGCGUACCUAAAGAGCGCCGUCUCUACGCACGACUACCAGGACAUCAAGACCAAGGACGACCAGGACCUGGAGGCGGAGGCGCGCUCCAAGGAGGGCCAGAACUCGUCAUCCUACUCAUAAGGAUGAGCAACACCGCUCCGAGCACCGACCACACCCCCUCACACCGCCAACCGACCCCACCGCACCCAGCCCCUUCUUUAAAAGAAAAAUUAAAUAAUUAAAACAAAAACAAAAAACGAACCGUCCCCCAUCCUCCCCCAGGUUAUAUUCGAUAGUGCCGCAGACUCCUGAGUCUCUCUGCUCUUCCCUUCCGCCAUGUUGGAUAGCGUGGGCGUGUGUUCCCACCAGAAGGGAACAGGAUGGAGGAUCAGGAGAAACGGCCCAAAGAAGUUUCAGAACGGGUCGAGCUUGCCUGCCGGGGUUGGAGCUCACGUACGGUUUAUCGGCUUCCAAAGCGUCCAGGAGUUGCCGGGCUGCGGUCCAGGCCGCGAUGGCCUCGUCCUGCCUCUUGACACACGGCUCGCCGCGGCCUAAGUGAACAUUGUUUACUGUCGGCGCCCUCCGAGGGGAACCCAGACAGCGACCAACUUCCUCCGUUUUUUUGAUGUUUUAUAUGCAUAUAUAUAUAUAUAUGAAUAUGAAUAUACUGUGUGAAUGUGUGUGAAUGUUGUUGUUUUUUAAUACACUCUGAAAAGUAUGCCAGGUAUUAUCAAGCUCUUUCAUUUUAUGUUUUCCGGCGUUUAUUUUAUCUUCUUUUGACUAUUUACUCCUGCUGUUUAAAACAUUGUUGCUGUUCAGAAUAUUCCCUUAAAAAAUACAUAGUCAUGUUUUUUCAAAGAAGUGUAGCGUGCACAAUUUGACAUUUUGGGAAACGCUUACUUGUGCUCACAUUUCUUGACUUUCCCCCACAAAGUUCUCUUGGCAUAAAAAAAAUAAUAAAAUGUUGGAGCCUUUUAAAAAUAUGUGCAUUCAAAAAACAACUAUUAAGUUGUAUUAAUACUUCUAAUUAAAGAAAAUUAAGAACAAAAAUUAAAAAACAAUAGAUAAGCCAAGUACAAUUGCAACAGAGUAGAGUAGCUCUGUUUGCUAUUUUUUCAGUCUUAAAUGUGUAUGCUGGCUUGUGGAGUGUGCUAAUCAUUAUUGGUGCUAAAAAAAAAAAUAUUCUCAUCUGAAACGUGUCUAUAUUUAUUCCGGUUUUAAUUAAUUUAUAAUUUUCAAUAGUAUUUUUUGGGGGUAAAGCUUGUUUUAGAUCAGGGGUCACCCAACUUUUUGAAACCAAGAGCUACUUCUCGGGUACUGAUUAAUGCGAAGGGCUACCAGUUUGAUACACACUUAAAUAAAUUGCCAGAAAUAUCCAAUUUACUCAAUUUACCUUUAAUAGAUAAAUCUAUAUAUAUUUUAAAAAAUGGGUAUUUCUGUCUGUCAUUCCGUCGUAUAUUUUUUUUCCUUUUACGGAAGGUUAUUUGUAGAGAAUAAAUGAUGAAAAAAACACUUAAUUGAACGGUUUAAAAGAGGAGAAAACACGAAAAAUAUUCAAAUACAAUUUUGAAACAUAGUUUAUCUUCAAUUUCGACUCUUUAAAAUUCAAAAUUCAACUGGAAAAAAAUGGAGAGAAAAACUACCUAAUUUGAAUGUUUUUGAAAAAAAUUUAAAAAAGACUUUAUGGAACGUCAUUAGUAAAUUUUCCUGAUUAAAAUUAAUUUUAGAAUUUGUUUUAAAUAGGUUAAAAUCCAAUCUGCACUUUGUCAGAAUAUAUAACAAAUUGGACCAAGCUAUAUUUCUAACAAAGACAAAUCAUUAUUUCUUCAAGAUUUUCCAGAACAACAUUUUUCAAAGAAAUUAAAAAGACUUUGAAAUAAGAUUUAAAUUUGAUUCUACAGAUUUUCUAGAUUUGCCAGAAUAUUUUUUUUUUAAUUUUAAUCAAAAGUUUAAAGAAAUAUUUCACAAAUAUUCUUCGUCGAAAAAACAGAAGCUAAAAUGAAGAAUUAAAUUGAAAUGUGUUUAUUAUUCUUUACAAUAAAAAAAUCCUUGAACAUUAAUUUAAAUUGUCAGGAAAGAAGAGGAAGGAAUUUAAAAGGUAAAAAGUUAUGUGUUUAAAAAUCCUAAAAUCAUUUUUUAAAGUGUAUUUUUUCUCUAAAAUUGUCUUUCUGAAAGCAAGACCAGCUUGCUAGUAAAUAAAUAGAAUUUAAAAAAUAGAGGCAGCUCACUGGUAAGUGCUGCUAUUUGAGCUAUUUUUAGAACAGGCCAGCGGGCGACUCAUCUGGUCCUUACGGGCUACCUGGUGCUUGCGGGCACCGCGUUGGUGACCCCUGUUUUAGAUCAUCUUUGUCUAUACAACAUCAUACGUCCCCAGCCAAAAGUAACUUUUGUAAGCUGUUUAAAAAGGUUUAAUUAUUAUUGAACACCAAAUAUAUUCUGCAAGAAUCGGUUUGAAUCGAUAAUCAAUUCUGAAUCGAAUCGUCACCCCAAGCAUUGGAGCCAAGCAGAGUCGUAAGUUGUUGUGUAAUAUUCCCAUCCCUAAUAAGAACAAAUACAUCCCUAAAAUGGAAAAUAUCCGCUAAAACUGGAGGGAUGGAAAUUCCGUUGCCUCAAAAUAUAAUAAUAGUGUAUGUCUGCCACUCCCGAUUAUUUUUACUGACUGGCAGUGGGGCGAAAUAGCUCUUUAACAGUGUCUAAAACAGUGUUUCUUAAACAUUGUUGGGCCGCCAAAAAAUAUGGGUUUCUCAGCCAUGGGCCGCAGUACACUUUCCCACCAGUUGUGGCAGUAAUGACAAUAUCAAACAGUCUGAAUUUCUCAAGUGCAAAAAUUAUGACUAAAGAGGUGAAGCUGUAUUUCCAUAUGUUUUGUUUCAUUUUUUCACAUUUUAUUGAUUUUAGCACGACAUAAUUAUAUAUCGAUUUAUUAUUCGUCAGUCCCUUGCAGUACACUGCAAAAACUGAAAUCCAAGUAAGAUUAAAUAUCUCAAAUAAGGGUGAUAUUUGCUUAUUUUCUGUCUGAUAAGAUAAUUCUUCUCACUAAACAGAUUUUAUGUUACUUGUUUUAAGUGUUUUGGUCCUAAAUGAUCUCAGUAAGAUCUUGUUGAAGAGAUUUGAUGACCUAUAUUGAGUAAAACAUGCUUAAAACUAGAAUAUCAACUGUUGCAAAACUGUGUCAUCAACACUCACAAGUAUAAAACUAAUUUUUAAAGUAAUAAUUUCUUACUUUAAGCAUGAAUAAAAAAAAUAUGUCGAGUGCAUAUCAUUAUGUCAAGAUAAUGCCACUAGCAUUUACUUCAUUUAACAAUUUUUUUCAACAUAUUGAGCAAAAAGGUCUGUUUUUUUAUACCAAGAAAAGUGCCCUUGUUAUUAGUGAGAAUAUACUUAUUUUAAGGUAUUUUGGGGUUCAUUGAA